AUCAUUUCUUCAAUGUUGGCACUUGGCACUUGGCAGCAGCAUAACAUAACGAACUAAUGUGAAACUGCUAAUUGAAGCAUAAGUGCUAUCAUGGAGUUUUGGAGUCCAUGCUUUUAUAUAUUUACCCUUUUUGUUGCAACAAAUGGUAUUAUGUUUAACCUUCCACCUAACACUCAAAAAUGUUUGAGAGAGGAACUCCAACAAAAUAUUCCGGUCAAAGGCGAAUACGAUAUUUCUGAAGCUCCUGGACAAAAAGUUGAUUAUAUUGUAAAAGACUCAAAAGGUCAUACAUUAUCUCAAAAAGAAGAUAUAAACAAAGGAAAAUUUUCAUUCAACACUGAAAGUUAUGAUACAUAUGAAAUAUGUUUUAUUUCUCGAGUUCCCGCACAGGUCAGGGGUAUCGCCCAAGAAGUAACCCUAAUCACAAAACAUGGUGUUGAUGUGAAAGAUUAUGCAUCUUAUGGAGAAGCUGCUAAGCUUAAACCUAUUGAAACAGAGCUACAACGUCUUGAAGACUUGUCUAAUGAAAUAGUACAAGAUUUUGCCUAUAUGCGUAAACGAGAGGAAGAAAUGAGAGAUACUAAUGAAUCCACUAACAACAGAGUGCUUUACUUCUCAAUUUUCUCUAUGUUCUGUCUUCUUGGAUUGGCGACUUGGCAAGUAUUAUAUUUGAGAAGGUAUUUCAAAGCUAAAAAACUUAUUGAAUGAGUCUCCUUCCCCUGAAUAAUAGGAAAGAUGUUCAUUGGGAGUUCUUCAUUGAAAUUAAUUUAUUGGUGUAUUUUUAAAAACUACUACCGUGAAAGAUGAGUGAUGUUCAAAACUUUUUAAUAAAAUUGUUUUCCUUU
Coccinella septempunctata (seven-spotted ladybird) is the source of this 845-nucleotide messenger RNA. It is a transcript of the gene bai, whose product is annotated as transmembrane emp24 domain-containing protein bai. The record is from RefSeq and is a predicted model, not a curated record. Gene Ontology annotation, cellular component: Golgi apparatus; endoplasmic reticulum-Golgi intermediate compartment; COPII-coated ER to Golgi transport vesicle. The transcript is spliced from 5 exons. Gene Ontology annotation, biological process: intracellular protein transport; Golgi organization; endoplasmic reticulum to Golgi vesicle-mediated transport. Lineage: Eukaryota; Metazoa; Arthropoda; Insecta; Coleoptera; Coccinellidae. Bases 91 to 708 code for a protein of 205 amino acids.